AUGGCAAACAUAUACAAUUUCGGAAGAUUUUGGGAAGAAAAUAAGUUAGACGCAUUAAUCUGGGUUAGUUACGCACCAAAUUUAAUAGCGAAUGUAACAGUUGAUCUUGAUCCAACAUUUUCAACCAUUAAUCAUCAAUUAGAUUCAACAUUGGUUAAUUUAAAUAAAUAUUGGCAUAAUAAAAGAUAUGAUAAAUUUAAAAUUGAUUGUAGACCGGUGUUUUCUGUUAAUGGAAAUUCAUUUGAUGGUCAUCAAGAACUAAAAGCAAAUCCCAUUAUGACACAUUCAAUACUUGCUGGUGAAAAAAAUGUUGUACCAGACCAGCAAUUACCAUCAGGACCAACGAACCGAUGUUUAAAAUGUAAAUUACCAUAUAUAUUUUCGUCCAAACCUGAUGAAGACCGUCAUGUGCUGCGGGUACAUCGAUCAGACGUAUUAUCAAAUAAAAAACGAAAACAUUCAUCGUCUUCGAAAUCAAAGUGUGACUCAAAACAACGAAAUACUAGAAAACGUGAGCUUUCUCCUGAAUAG
This is a messenger RNA of Didymodactylos carnosus, 531 nucleotides long. Lineage: Eukaryota; Metazoa; Rotifera; Eurotatoria; Philodinida; Philodinidae. The record is from the annotation of a GenBank genome assembly.